Durusdinium trenchii is the source of this 1695-nucleotide messenger RNA. Lineage: Eukaryota; Dinophyceae; Suessiales; Symbiodiniaceae. The record is from the annotation of a GenBank genome assembly.
AUGCCACGAUCCUUAAUCAGUGAAUUCUUACCGCUGCUGGCUCGGCUCAAGUGGUCACAAAGCCUCGACGCCAUGAUCGGAAUCAUUGGAGAUUCCAACACUGGCAAGUCCACCUUGCUAAAUACCUUGCUGGGCCAACGACUACUUCCGACCAGUUACAAAUCCUGUACCUCGGCCAUCACCAGUGUGCAACUGGUGGAAGGCCUUCAGGAGCCGGAGCUCUCCUUUGUUUGGAAGGAGCCCGAGCAGGUCUGUGGCCGCAAGGAGGUGUUGAACCGCAUCAAGUCCCUCAACGAGGAGAUCCGAGAGAGUGGCUCCAAAGAUGUGGUCGACUUGCGAAUCACUUGUCAGCCGACGAGCAGGUUGUAUGACCUGGGCAUCUGCGAUGGCUCGCUGCGCCUCGUGGACAUGCCUGGGCAAGAUGAGACUGACAAUCCUGUGGUGAAGGACUGUUUCGAUCAGCUCCUCUCCAUGUGUCACGGCCUCAUCGUCCUGGUGAAGCACAGUGCAGUACGUAGCGAUUCCUUGGCGCUGUUGAUGGAUCGCAUCGCUCAAGAAGCGCCGCACCUCUUCACCACACCGGGCGCUUUGACCUUCGUCAUCUCCCAGGUGGAUGCCGUGCGCAUCGACGAGUCGGACGACGAGACGGGCGGCGGUGAGCGCGUCUUGCGAGACCUGAAGAAGGAGCUGCUGCAAUACUUGGCCAAUCGUGACUGCCUCAUGUUGUUCCCCGGAUUUCUCAGUGAUGUGAAGGUCUUUUGCGUCUCAGUCGAUCAGAAGAUGGUCGGUGCUCGUGAGUUUGGCUCCCUCGUUGAAGCUGUGGGGGAGCUCCAUAGCAUCAUCCAUGAUCUCAAGCGCUCACGGCAAGAGAAACUCUGCAGAGAAAUCUAUGACAUCUUUAAUGAUCGCUUGGAGGGCCUUGGAAAGGUCUACCCUUCCAGAGCUGCCGAGGUCCUCGAGCAGGAACGCCAUGAACAAGUCGUGAAACAGGCCUCCCUGGCCGUAGCCGCCGCCUCCUUCUUGGUCACCAUCCCUUUGGGCGGCUGGGGCCUGGCGGUUGGCUGCGCCGUGCGCUGCGCCGCCGCAGGCACUGCCCUGGGUGUGGGAGUGGUGGCUUCAGUGAAUGCUGCAGAGACCACAACGAGUGGCGAAGAAACUGAGGAGGUGACUCUGGGUGGUCAAAGCUGCUUGGGCGCUGGCCGCUUUGGAGCCAUUGGGGCACAACAAGCCAAUGCGCGCGUGGUCUUCAACCGCACGGCGCAGACCAUUCGAGAAGGACGAGCGUAUGAAGAUACCUUGCUGGAUGCGGAUGGUUCGCCGGUCUACAUUGGAGACUUUGUGGGGGAAGUUCCUCAUGGACAAGGACGGCUCUUUUGGAAGAGCAGCAACUUUGAAGCCUUCAUCGGAAGCUUCAAGAAUGGACGGCCAAGAGAAGGUUUGUUCAUCAACGAGAAGGGCUUCUGUGUCGCUCGCGGUGAGAUGACGGCGGCUGGCGCCAUCACGGUGACCGGGACGCAGCCGGACGAGGAGAUCUCCGUGUUGGACACCGCGGUGGACACUGCGGAGCCCUUGGAAUCUUUAGAGGAUUUUCUGGACGAGGAGCCCAACGAAAAGGGCACGUGGAAGGAUGGGACCGAGGGUCUCGACUCCCCCAGUGACUUGACCCGGGAGGCUGGGUACAUCAGCAACACUUGA